UUUUAGCUUUUUCCGAUUUUUAUGUUUUCCAUAUUGCUGUGAUGUUUCAAUUUCGUGUCUGUAGCUGAGGCUGCUGAUGCGGCGUUUUAUUUGCUCUGGGCACACAAACAAUACUGCCUUUGCGGACGGACACAUUACGGUUUUGCCACCUUCCACUUGGACUUUUCUUUGCUUGUUGGUACAUUGCCGCCAUUGUGUGUUGAGGUUUUUGGAAGAUGUUGCGACUUUUAUUUAGUCGCUUGAUAUCUUUCGUUGUGUAAAGUUUAGCGCAAAGUGACGAUCAUACUGCGAAGAAAAAGAUAAGAAAGAACUUAACAGAAAAAAACAAGUGAAAAGAAAAAAUCCCCUAGCAUGAAAGGUUGAUGUUGUUUUUUUUUUUUUUUUUUUUUUGCAUAAAGAAGUGUGAAAUGAAAAAAGUAUGAGAAUAAACUUUCAUGUGGAAUGAAUCAUAAUUAUGUGAAACAAAGUUUUGUUAUUAUUAAAUAGCAAGAAAAAUAGUUGGCAGCAUAAGGAAAUCCCACUCUAAGGAUGGAAAAAAGUUGGCAAUAAUUGUAUGCAAUAUAGCAUUAUUAGCAAACAAAAUGGGAAAGUAAAAAAGUAGAGGAAUAUGUUCGUCUUGAAGACAGUUACUACACAUAAAAGUUUAAAAAAUAACAUUUUGCGUGAAAAUGAUAUAAACAGAGAAUAAAAAAAAAAACAGUCUGCAGUGGUAUAAAAAAUAAAAGUGUAAUCUGGAUGUACCAGCUUCUAUAUAAAUUUUAAACAUGAAUUAGUUGAAGAUUGAAGCUACAUAAUACAUACUAAAAAAAUAUUGAAGAACCUUUACUUUAUACUUUUGGUACUUGGGUUUCUUGCGUCAAUUGUAGCGCCCCAUCAAAGGAUUACACUUAAUCAGAAAUCCCACCCAUAAACAACAGCUUUUUACUACUACUCCCACCUCCCCGUUGCUGCUUCCAAUGUUCAGCAUCACAUGACAAUGGCUUCAGGGACAUCAUCAAAGAAUGACACAAUUGAAGCCCAAGCUUACAAUAUAAGUGAUUUGAAUUUAGCUCAAACUAUACACAAGGCUGCCGUGAAAUUGUUAACUAAACGCAAUGUCAUUCAAGGUACCAUCGAAACGAAAGAAGGCAUGGAGGUGGCAGCCACACAACAGCCACCCACUACGGUUACGCUGAGUAGCCUGGACAAAAGUUUGCUUGAGAGCAUAGCUACAAUACGCAAAAAUGUAUCCCAAGUAUUGCAUAUGUACUUUCGCACUUUAAGUGCGAAUCUCACAAGGACAACUACUACGCCCGAGGUAUUUCUGAGUAAGCAACUGGACAAUGGUGGACCCAGCAUCAAUACAAUGGAUGAAGUACCCAACGCCCCCGCAACGAUGGCAACCACACCAACUCAAUUAAUAGCCCAAAUGACUACAACAAUGACUUUGGACAAUUUCCCAAAAUCCACCUUUUACAAUAGCAGCAGUUCGGAAAGCAACAACGUGAUAUCGACAGCAAUGGUCCACUUAGCAGAUGUGGCAAAUGCCACGCUGACAACGACAUCACCACCUGCUUUAUCCUCCCUAGCAGCUGCCUCGACCACCGUAACAACUGUAGUGCGGAAUAUAACAUAUCCCAGUUAUGGCAUACCAAUUAGUAGCUCGGAAAAUUGUUCAGCCCUAUUUUCGAACUAUACGCCUCCAGAGACGGGUUUAUACUGCAAUUGGACGUGGGAUAUGUUUAUAUGCUGGCCGCCAACACCAGCCGGUGUUCUUGCCCACAUGAGUUGUCCAUCAGGAUUUCAUGGUGUGGAUGCGAGAAAAUUUGCCAAUCGUAAAUGUGAACUUAAUGGCCACUGGGGUGGACGUCCUAAUGAACCGCCCAAUCCCAUUGGUUGGACUGAUUACAAUCCUUGUUUUAAGCCAGAAGUAAAAACGUUAUUAGAUAAAGUGCCAAAUCUUGAGCUAGUUGUAGAAAUUGCUAAGCGAACACGUACCUUGGAAAUUGUUGGCCUUAUACUGUCUCUGGUGGCUUUAAUUUUAUCCUUAAUUAUAUUUUGUAAUUUUCGUUCAUUGCGCAAUAAUCGUACAAAAAUCCAUAAAAAUCUCUUCAUUGCAAUGGUCCUGCAAGUUGUCAUACGUUUGUCGCUGUACUUGGAUCAGGCAUUUCGUCGUGAUAAAUCAGAGACCAUAACGAAUACAAGUCUAUCGGGAAUUGAGAAUACGCCCUACCUUUGUGAAACCUCCUACAUCUUGCUGGAAUAUGCCAAGACGGCAAUGUUCAUGUGGAUGUUCAUUGAAGGCUGGUAUCUGCAUAAUAUGGUAACAGUAUCAGUAUUUCAAGGACGAUUUCCCUACAAACUCUACUCCAUAGUGGGCUGGGGUGUACCCGUGCUAAUGACCACAAUAUGGGGUCUAUGCACAUCGAUACACUAUGCCGAUACAAUGCAUGAUUGUUGGUGGAAUUAUAAUUUAACACCAUACUAUUGGAUAUUAGAGGGACCGCGUAUAGUUAUAAUAACGAUAAAUUUUGCAUUUCUUUUGAAUAUCAUACGUGUAUUGGUCAUGAAAUUGCGCGAAAGCCAGGCCAGUGAUAUAGAGCAGACCCGUAAAGCGGUUAGGGCUGCCAUUGUUUUACUGCCUUUGUUGGGCACCAUUAAUGUUUUGUAUUUAAUACCGACCCUAGAGACACCCUGGAAAUUCGCCUUGUGGUCCUAUGCGACACAUUUCCUAAAUACAUUUCAGGGAUUUUUUAUAGCACUGAUAUAUUGUUUCCUAAAUGGAGAGGUAAGGGCAGUUUUACUUAAAAGUUUGGCCGUUUAUAUGUCAGUACGCGGCCAUCCAGAAUGGGUUCCUAAAAGAGCUUCCAUGUAUUCGGCAGGCUAUAAUACCGCCCAUGAUACAGAAAAUCAACAUGCUGAUAGAAAAGGCAAUGGUUCACCUUCCUCAAAACGUUUGAAUGGCCGCAAAGGUAGCUGCUCUACUGUGAUUCAGACCAACUCAAAUCGAAGUCAUAAAAAGUCGCCUAGACUAUCGCACAGUAAUGCCAGUGGCCAGCCCAAUCUUAAUCAUCUGCCGCUGCCACCCAACUCAAAUCAUCAUCAACACCAUCCAACGCAGCGUAUGGAUAGCAUGCCCAGUGAUAAUAAUAAUGGUGGAAGUUUAACUAGCCUGCAAACGCUGGGGCGUCACCAUACGCAACAUCAUCACCACCAUCAUCAUUAUCAGAGGCGUCCACAUCAUAGCUGGUUGCUAACAUUGUGUUUUCGCGGCCAAAAGGUACUUAGGGUACCGCCAGCGUCGUCCGAACCUCCUGAGUCAGUUGUAUUUGAGUUGUCAGAGCAGUAGUUAAAUAAUCUUGUUGCGCUUUAGUUUUUUUUCCUAGCAUUUUGUAAUAGCCUACUUAUUUUUGCUUAAUUUAUUUAUCUAUUUUUUUCUAAUAGCUAAAUAAUUUUUUUUAUAAACUUUUCUUGCUCUUUAUUUCUAUAUACAUAGAUAUAUAGCAAAUAUAGUAGUCGCAUAUAUUUUUGAUACAAACUCUUAUAACACAAUGUAGCUCUACAUAUAAAUCACUAAUCUCUUAGGCACCUUGGACUUUUUUACACCUAUACGUUAUGUUAAUACUCAUAUCUUGCUUAGAGUAUGAGUAACACUACUAAUACCACCUAUAGUUAGACACAUUUUUGUAUAUAAACAAAUU
This is a messenger RNA of Stomoxys calcitrans (stable fly), 3680 nucleotides long. It is a transcript of the gene Pdfr, whose product is annotated as PDF receptor. The transcript is spliced from 11 exons. Gene Ontology annotation, biological process: cell surface receptor signaling pathway; adenylate cyclase-modulating G protein-coupled receptor signaling pathway. NCBI's taxonomy places the organism in Eukaryota, Metazoa, Arthropoda, Insecta, Diptera, Muscidae. Bases 971 to 3328 code for a protein of 785 amino acids. The record is from RefSeq and is a predicted model, not a curated record. Gene Ontology annotation, cellular component: plasma membrane. Gene Ontology annotation, molecular function: G protein-coupled peptide receptor activity.